Molecule: messenger RNA, 8272 nt
Organism: Megalops cyprinoides (Indo-Pacific tarpon)
Lineage: Eukaryota; Metazoa; Chordata; Actinopteri; Elopiformes; Megalopidae
Gene: atg2a
Product: autophagy related 2A
Exons: 42
Coding region: 356-6331 (1991 amino acids)
Biological process (GO): reticulophagy; autophagosome assembly; autophagy of mitochondrion
Cellular component (GO): extrinsic component of membrane; phagophore assembly site
Molecular function (GO): phosphatidylinositol-3-phosphate binding
Source: RefSeq, a predicted model, not a curated record
UGUCCGCUGAGUUCGCGUAUGAAAACAAUAAACAACUCGAAAGAGAGAAACGGGAGACGACUUGUCGCUUGGAUUCGACAAAAUAUAAAAUAGACGAGCUGAAGCAGCCAACGAGAGGAAGACAGCGUAACGCUUCUUCUGUGGCUGACACGAAGCAUUUCCGAAUUUAGGUGUCAAACAAGAAGGGAAAAGUUGACGGUUUUUGCUUCCCUCCGUAGCCCCUCUACCCCCUUCCCUCGGCUUGUUCCUCAAUUGUACACGGUUGUUUGUUUGUUAUGCAGUUACCUGAGAAUCGCUUUCUUUUUCGUUUUCCUACAUCACCAAUUCAUUCCCUUGCCCCGAUCUCUCCGGCCCCAUGUCCCGCUGGCUCUUCCCUUGGUCCGGCUCAAUCAAGAAGCGGGCCUGUCGGUACCUUCUGCAGCACUACCUUGGUCACUUCCUCCAGGAGCGACUGAGUUUGGAUCAACUGAGUCUGGACUUGUACAACGGCAGCGGGGUAAUCCGAGAUAUUAACCUCGAUGUCUGGGCGGUAAACGAGUUGCUAGAGUCGGUCGGGGCUCCCCUGGAGAUCGUGGACGGUUUCGUGAGCAGCAUCGCAGUCACCAUCCCCUGGGCGGCGCUGGUCACGGACCACUGCACCCUGGUGGUCACCGGCCUCCAGCUGACAUGCAGACCCAAAUACAGGACCAGUGGGAGCUGGGACUCCCAGGGAUGGUCCUCAUGUAUGACCUCCAGCAUGCAGCUAGCCCAGGAGUGCCUGAAGGACCCCCCUGAGGCGUCCGAGGAGCCACCCGCACCUUUGGAGGGGCUUGAGAUGUUUGCACAGACUAUAGAAACGGUGCUGCGUCGGAUCAAAGUCACCUUCCUGGACACCAUUGUCCGGAUUGAGCACCAGCCCUUGGACCUUGACACUGGCAUCGCCUUGGAGGUGCACAUUAAAAGGCUGGAUUACUGUGAUGAGGCGGUUCGGGACUCCAGUCAGACAGUGCCUGUGGAUAUCCACCAACCCCCUGCUGUCCUGCACAAGAUCCUGCAGCUCAGCUCUGUGCAGCUGCUUUAUGAGAGCACGGGCAUGCCUCAGGACAGAGGUGUUGGGGGCAGCGUGAAUGAAGAGAACUCCCCUGGAGUAGCUUCCCCAGAGACCCCUGCCAUGCCACAGCGGCCUCUGCUGAUCGGUAGCUGCUCUGGAUUCAUGGAGACCACCGUGAAGAUCAAGCAGAACGAUGUGCUGCCCGGACCCAAGGUGGAGCUCGAUGGGAAGGUAGGCUGUCUCCAUCUGCUGCUAUCUCCCAACCAGAUCACCCACCUUAUGGACCUACUGUCUGCUCUCUGCAUUGGAACAGAUCCCAGAGGCGGUGAGGGCAGCCCCAGCCGACCUCUGGGCUCAGAGGACCUGCGUCUGAUAGAGGAGGACCUGAGCAAGCAACUGGGGUCUGACCUGGGAGAGGGGGAGCAGGAGCUGCAGGGGAAUCCCUUCCUGAGCGGCCUGGAAAACGGGGAGAUGUUCUACUCCAUGGGUACUGGCAUGAGCAGCAGUGUGAUGUCUGCAUGCUCAAGUAGCGAGUUGUCAGACAGUGACAUGGAGUCAUCUCUACACAGUCUGCAAAGCCUUGCUCCUGGGUUAAUGACAAACUGUCCAAGACGCUACCCUGUCCCAGGAUCACUGUCCAGUCUUCCACACAGCACCCGGAUCCCAGGUCGCUCGUCCCAUCGUAUCCAAUCAGAGUCCCUCAAGCCUGAUGGUUUGGUCCGCCUCUCCCUGGGCGGGGUCACCCUCACACUACUGGAGCAGGAGCCUCCCACUGGUCUCUUUGGGUCACUUGAUUCCAAUGGGCGAUCCUCAUUGGCUGAGGUGUCAAGGGUAUUUUUCCAGGAGUUGGCCUACUUCAAGGACAGCAUGUUCAGUGGAAGAGACUUCAGACACCUGAGAGAGAGUUUUGCCAAAGCCUGCCCACAUUCCCACCUCAGAAUGACGGGUGCUGCGGUCCAGGUGUUGUGUGAGAUGAGGAGUGGGGGCCGCCAUGCACGGCAGGUGACCUCUGACGUCUCCUUCAGCCGGCUGGAGCUGCUGGAAUGCUUGUGGGAGCCAGGGCCACCCCAGUAUACUGAGCUGCUGCAGUUUCAGAACAUCGGCUCCUUCGCUGUGGGGAAGACAGCCAGGCCCUGUGCCCAGCUACAUUACAGCCUGACAGAGAGACAGCAUCGUAAGAACAGUGCUAAGCAGCGUGUGGUGUAUCAGGACAGCACGCUGCAGGUGGAGCUGGGGGAGAUGAGCACAGAGCUGGAUCUUGACAUGCUGAGUAGACUGGAGCAUCUGAUCCAGGCCCUAAGCCACAGAACAGCACAGAGCGAAGGGAGCGCCCUCUCCCACGUGCAAUAUUGUGAGCUCCACUCCUCCCUCAUGGUGCUGUCUCCCCACCUGGUUCUGAAGGUCCGAUUCCCCAUCCCGGACCUACGCCCCCCAGGACAGCGCCGCCCGCCUGGCCAGCGGGCAGUACGGAGUGAGACGCUGAGCCUGGACGUGUUGCAGCUGGAGCUGCGCUCUCAGCAGGGCCCUGACCCCCAGCCGCAGGCUACUGCCAAUGCCCGCAUGACGCAGCUACUUGAGGCCCGCUUCUGCGACCUCCACGGAGUGUACGAGGACUGGGAGGGGGGGUCUUUCCCCUGCAUACGAGUCCAGAUGAACCCAGAGUCCAGCAGCCCAGGCAACAUGCCUUUGAUCUCUGUGCGGGUGAGUGGGGGCGGUGGGGAUGGUGACCACAGGGCCAGGCUUGGUGGGGACAGAGACCUGGCCUCCAUGUCCCUGGAGAGCCCCUGCGAGCUGAGGGAGCGAGAGAAUUCCCCUUUCUCCUCCAACCGCACCAUGUUUGAGACUGAAGAGAUGGUGAUCCCAGCUGAUCCAGUGGAGAUGAGGGAGUUUCAGUCUCAGUGUGUGUCUCAGUGUCAGUGUGUAGUGGACAUCACUCUGCCCCUGGCUGUCAUACUGCUGCCCAGCAAGGAGGCCUACCAGAGUGUGUACAACAGGAUCAAUAAUGACCUGCUGAUGUGGGAGCCCCCGCCUGAGACUCCCUCCGGCCCCCACAGCCCCCGGCGCUGCUCGCUGCAGGUGCAGGAUGACGACUUUCAGCUGUGCAAGUCUGCAUUCAGGCUCGACUCAGACUCUGAUGAGGAGGAGGCUCCAUGCGUCAAAGACGGUGAAUUUGUGAAGCAGCGGGCAGGGGGGCCGCACACAGGACAUGCCCAGAGCCUCCUGUCCCUGACAAUUCACAUUGGGAGGGGGCGUGUCCAGGCCAUGACGGACAGCAAGGGCGAAACAGGGCAGCAGCUCGAGCACUGCCAUGGAGAGGUGGUCCUGGAUGUGGAGGGGGGGAAGAUUUUCAGUGUAACACAGUACCAGGGUAACCCCCACCUCAACUUUCUGUGUCUAGAGAGCAAGAGAGUGGAGGUGUACCACAGAGCGGCUGUCCCAGACACCCCCCUUCCUGUGCGAUUGGAGAUGCCCCGCUUCACUCCACCUGAACACCUGGACCCUACCAUUUAUCCCACAGAGGUGGGGGUGAGCAGUGUGGGUAACAGGGAGCAGGAGGGCUACAUGCUAUCCACUGCCAUCAAAAUCACCCUGGACCUUCAGAAGAAUGUCAAGGAGUUCCUGGUCGCUCUUCGUCUCCAAGGUGCUACACUUCGACAUUACAUGGCAUUAACCAAUCAUAGCUGGCAUGAACAGCUGGUAGAUUUCCUAGAUGUGAUUGACGAGCCCAUCCUUGGUUACACCCCUCCAGCAGUGAUCACUGUGCUGCACACUCACCUGGUGAGCUGUGCUGUGGACUACAGGCCUCUCUAUCUCCCUUUGAGAGUGAUGUUCACUGCAGAAUCCUUCUCUCUCUCCAGCAACAUUAUUGUGGACACUGCGACUUUCCACCUCAGGUUCAUUCUGGAUGACUCUGCGUUGUACUUGUCGGAUAAGUGCGAAAGCGACAUGGUGGACUUGAGGCGAGACUAUGUGUGUGUGGUUGACAUUGACUUGCUGGAGCUGGCCAUCACCACUUGGAAAGGCAGUGACUCAGGGAAACUGACCCAGCCCCUGUUUGAGCUGCGCUGCUCCAACAACGUGCUCCACCUGCACACCUGCGCUGACUCCUGCGCAGCACUCAUCAACCUUCUGCAGUACCUGGUUGCCCACGGCGAUCUGCACCCGCCCCCCAGGCACGCCUCCCCCACAGAGAUUGCGGGACAGAAGCUUCUGCUGUCAGAAAGUCCUGCCUCCCUGCCGCCUUGCCUUCCUGCCGAAACAGCCGAGAUCAACCAAUACGAUCUCACUGAUGCUCUGAUUGACAUGGAGAGGAUUCAACGGGAUGAGGAUGUGGAUUCAGGUUCUCCAGCAUCAGUCCCGAGGGGCUCACCUGUCUCAGUAUACCUAUUUCCUGGAGAGGCCCCCAAGCUCUGCCCUCCUGAGGAACAGGAGGAACCUGCGCUUGAUGGCCUGGUCUCAGCGGCCCAGGAAUCUCAGCCUGACGUGGGAUCAGAGGAGGGGUCAGAGGGCUCCACUGACAAUGAUGACUUCUGCAUACUGGAAGCCCCGGGGAUAGGCAUUCCACCCAGAGAUGGGGAGCCGGUGGUGACAGUCCUGUGCCCCAGCCCUAUCCAGGUUCGGGACGGUUACUUCUCUCGCCCCCGGGGCAGCUCUGACCUCCUGCGUGCCCCCUCCCGUUUCCCAGUGCCCCAGAACAGGGUUGUGCUGAGGGAGGUGUCUGUGGUCUGGCAUCUGUAUGGGGGCAGAGACUUCGGGGGAAAGCCUAUCUCCACCCACAGCCAGCACAGGGGGCGCCCUGCUCCCUCCGGUGCACGUGGUUCCCCCUCUCGCUCUGCAGCUCCUCCUCGUCCCCAGAACUCCUGGCGUUGGGCAGGGGGCAGUGGCCGACAGCACAGUCUCCUCAUGGAGAUACAGCUCACCAAGGUCAGCUUCCAGCACGAGUCGUACCCGCUGCCAGUGUCUCUGUCUGUUCCGGGGCAGGACACAGAGGGUGCAGGGGUCAGGGAGCAGCCUCUCUCCAGGCAGGUGUUCAUUGUGCAGGAGUUGGAGGUGCGCGACCGGCUGGCCUCCUCCCAAAUCAACAAGUUCCUCUACCUGUACACGAGUGAGAGCAUGCCCCGCCGGGCGCACUCCAACAUGUUGACAGUGAAAGCUCUGCAGGUGUGUCCUGAGUCAGGUCUGGGGGGUCCAGAGUGCUGCCUGAGGGUCAGCCUACUGCCCCUACGCCUGAACAUCGACCAGGAUGCUCUGUUUUUCCUCAAAGACUUUUUCAGCAGUCUGGCCAGUGGCAUCACUCCCUACCUGCCCGUUGACCCAGCAACCGAAGUGAAGGCUGAUGGUUCCCAGAAGCCAUCCGAAGAGGUAGAGUCAGGGGCCAGUUUAGGACCUGAUCUAAGUGCUUCCAUGGAAACUACUGUCAGUGAACACAGCUCCUCCUCCGCUGGCUCCUCCUCUUCGACUGAUCAGCCAAUUUACUUCAGAGAGUUUCGCUUCACUUCAGAGGUACCUAUUUGGCUGGAUUAUCAUGGCAAGCAUGUCGUCAUUGAGCAGGGGACAUUUGCGGGGAUCUUGAUUGGUCUCGCCCAGCUCAACUGCUCUGAGCUCAAACUGAAGAGACUAUGCUGCCGACAUGGGUUGCUGGGCGCGGACAAGGUCAUUCAAUACGCCAUCAAUGAGUGGCUAACCGACAUCCGCAAGAACCAGCUGCCGGGAAUUCUGGGAGGAGUGGGCCCCAUGCACUCUGUGGUGCAGCUCUUCCACGGGGUGAGAGACUUGUUCUGGAUGCCGAUUGAACAGUACAGGCGCGAUGGCCGCAUUAUCCGGGGUCUCCAACGGGGGGCAGCCUCCUUUGGCACGUCUACAGCAUCUGCCGCCUUGGAGCUCAGCAACAGACUAGUACAGGCCAUACAGGCAACAGCAGAGACAGUGUACGACAUCCUGUCUCCGACACCCCCCCUGACACGCUGCAUCACAGAGGGUCGCCCUGCCUCCCGCCCACGCCGUGCCCCCCAACCAGCUGACUUGCGCGAGGGUGUGGCCAAGGCCUAUGACACCGUGAGAGAGGGAGUGAUUGACACGGCCCAGACCCUGUGUGACGUGGCAUCUCGCGGACACGAGCAAAAAGGCUUGCCUGGGGCAGUGGGUGGGGUGCUGCGGCAGAUCCCACCGACUGUGGUUCGCCCACUGAUUGUUGCCUCGGAAGCCACCUCCAAUCUGUUGGGUGGCAUGAGGAAUCAGAUCAAACCAGAUGCAAGGAAGGAGGACUUCUUAAAGUGGCGCACAGAGGAAAGCCAGGAGUGAGAGUGAGAGUGAGAGGGAGGGGGAGGGAAAGGGGGGAGGUGUGCUAUUCCAGCCCUGAGUCAUGCAGGGAGUGGGAGAAUGUCAGGGUGCGUGUAUGUGCAUGCACACAAGUUAAAAAUGCAAAAAAAGAAAACAAAUCCAACUACCGCUGCCCAUAGAGACAGUGUUUUAAAUGGCUUCCAAAAUGUGUCCUUGUUCUCUUGCACAUGCUGCUGUAAGAGAACCCUCCCUCAGUAUAUGUGAAAUCAUAUCACUUUUUGUGCACCAAGUUAAAACAAAAGCAUUUCAGUGAUGUCAACGAUACAGGACAAAACACAGAGCUGGUUCUUAGUUCUCCAUCAACGAUUGAUCAUAAGGAGGACUACACUCUUUCUCCUGUUUGUUCUUCAUAGAUAGCUACUGAUAAAUGUUGAGAGAGAUAAGAUUGUCUUAUUACCUGUGGGAGUAAUUCUGUGGGACGGUGACGGUGGAAGGACUAGAAUGAAGUGGCCUUUUCAGCAUUAGCUGAAUGUUGGAGAGAAGCGUGUCGACUCCACACUUGCCCACAAUGCCCACACCUGUGUAUGUGCUGUGUCUUGUGCUGUGCUGUCCUGCCUCCAGCUUGCUACUGUCUGUGCCAUAAGCCUGUUUAAUUUAGGGAACACUUCGGUGCUUACAUUCUUCCACUUCUCUCUCUUGUCCCCCCCCCAUGUCAGUGAUGUCCAUGCGCCAUUAACGCAACAGUUCUGCAAUUAUGUUUGGCUAUGAGAGCGUUAUGCCUGUGGAAGACUGGCUGAGGGUUCUCCCUCCUAGCCUAGAUCGCCUCUGUCUAGCAUUCUCUCCUUGGACAUGUGCUCGACGUGUCUUUGCUUUUUGCUUAUUAGUUGCCUUCAUUUCUUUUACUUUUGUUUUUAAUUUUGUUUUAUGAGAAUAUUACCAUUUUGAUUUCCACAGUCUUCUGUAUGGGGGUGUGUGCUGGUGGUGGCAGGAGAGAGAAGAAUGGGGUUUUUGACAUUUUACAUUUUUAUUAUCAUUUGUUAAUGGAGCAUAAAGUGUAAGGGAAGUGUGUGUGUGUGUGUGUGUGUGUGUGUGUGUGUGGGGCUGAGCAUGCAUGUUUUUGGGUUAGGUGUGUGUGCAUGUUACAUGAGUGUGACUGGUUGGUUGGCGCUUUGGAGUGUAUUUCUGUAAUUACUAUUAUUAUUACUAUAUCAUAUGCUGUAAGAACAAACUGUACCAUACCUAGACAAGGAGUAAAAAAUAUUAAUACAAAAAAUAAAACUUGAAAAAAAAAUUCUUGUGUUAAGUUUUUCCAUGCAUUACAGUGGAAGAGCAUAGCAAGAGAGAAGGGGCAGUGGGCAUGUCCUUGAUUCCCAGUCUCUGUGCGUGGGAUUGUGGGCAUGUCCAUGAGUCCUCUGACAUGUGAGCUGCUCAGCUGUAGGCUGUGGAUGGAGACUGAGGACAGGAGAGGAUGCCACACUGAAGAUGCUGGGAUGAACGCAGGAGGCAUGGAGGUUACCUAAUAUCAUAAUAAGAGUGAAUGUACCCACAUACUGUUGUAAUGCUUCCCAAGUGCUGAAUUCUGUCAAUUCAAACUAAUUCAGUCAGGUCCUAAAUUUUAUAUUAAAAGGUCCCCUGUGCACCACCAGAGUAAAUUAUUUUUGGGUCCAAACAGUGUGCAGAUGUUUGGUUAUUUGAUACGCUGCUUUGGGCUGCAUUUGCAUGACUUCCUGCCAUGUGGAGAUGUGCGUGUUUUCUUUUAACAACCUCUCAUUAGCUUCUUAGUUCAUGGGGUGUAUGAGUGGCUUCAACACUUGGCACUGUCAGUAACUUGCUGAAAUUCAGUGAGGGAUAAUUGCUGGAGUUGGCUCGGAUGACUAUCAUUCCUUUACUUUUCAUAACUCAUGUAAUGGUUAUUGAGCUUCACUUGCCCACUUGCUCUGAUGAUGAUUUGCAAUCCUAUCU